Molecule: messenger RNA, 1083 nt
Organism: Colletotrichum truncatum
Lineage: Eukaryota; Fungi; Ascomycota; Sordariomycetes; Glomerellales; Glomerellaceae
Product: chromo domain-containing protein
Source: RefSeq, a predicted model, not a curated record
AUGGCUCGAGGAAAAUCUCGCUCAAAGCUCUCUGAGCAGGACUUUCCGUACGAAACGAUCAAGAAGGUCGUCGGACACACCCUCGAUCCCGAAACUGCUCUCGUGACUCUCAUAGUCCUUGCCAAAACCAACCGGAUAGACAUUUCUGAAUGGGAUAUCCAAGAACACCUCCCAGCUCUUCUAUACGAGUACUGGGCCAGCUUUAAGGGCAAAACGCGUCAGGACGUGCUUGGAAUUGGAGAGCUAUAUCAUCCGUUCAGAAUCAUAAAACAUCGUCGCGUUCGUGGGCAAUGGCAGGUACUUGUCCAAUGGUUGGGAUACUCGGAUGAGGGCGAAGAUGUCUCCUGGGAGCCCGCAAACAAGAUUCGCGUCGACGCGCCUGAUGUUUUGAUCGACUAUUGCGGUUAUGUAGAUGACGAGAACGUAAAGGCUGCUCUUCUGGGUCCCUUACGCCCCGAGGAGGUUGGAGCAAACGAAACCAAGCCGGCUGUCGACGCGAUUGCGACGCCUGUGAAGCAAAGCACGAAGCGCAAGCGUGAGAGUCUCGUCGAACACACAGACCUUGUGACCGACAAGCGCCGACGCUCAUCCAGGUACGAGUCAACGCCUGCCACGAGAACCCCUGCGAUCAAAUCUUCAACAUCCAAGCGAAGAACCUCGCAGCCUCCUUCCGAAGCCCCUCAGGCGACAACACCCAAACCGAGCUCUGCACGGCGGCAACCCAAGGGGCCCUCAGACGAAAACACCAACCUCAUCCCAUCUCCUGUCCGCACACAACCACAGACACGCCGGAAAAGCACGCGCGCUUCGUCUGUUGCACCUCCUUCCGCCCAGACUCAGCGCUUAAGCCCUGCAGAUAUCCCUCGGACGAUGCUGUGGUUCAUGGACGACUUCACUGUCGGUGACAUGCAAAAGGUCUGCCGCUUCAUUGACGAGCACUGCACGGGCAAACUGCGUCUCCCACUCUACAGUGGUGGUGACUGGGAUGGAAAGGCCGCAAGCGGACGGUGGGAGGAUGUCUUCAUGGUGAGCCCUCUGGGCCGCCUUGGUCGUUACGACAACGAAGAAGAGAAGGAGGAGUAA